Molecule: messenger RNA, 1556 nt
Organism: Aspergillus ochraceoroseus IBT 24754
Lineage: Eukaryota; Fungi; Ascomycota; Eurotiomycetes; Eurotiales; Aspergillaceae
Product: class I SAM-dependent methyltransferase
Exons: 1
Coding region: 424-1287 (287 amino acids)
Source: RefSeq, a predicted model, not a curated record
GAUUCAGUCUGGGUGGGAAGAAGACAGCCUCAAGUUAGGAUACAUACCGCCAGUCACUUGAUAUCGGACGAUAAGCCGAUCCGAACUUCUUUUUCUUCCCCAAUCAUUUAUCCGUUCCACCUUCCACAUAAUACCUCUGAACCAACUAUCAGUCUCAGUGGGUUUCUGAAACAGAUUAGAUUAACUAGAUAUACUAUGAGCGCGUCCCGGAUAGGCCGAGGCGCCUUGAAAAAGGCCCAAAUCCCGACCCCUGGACCGUCCAGGACGAACCCUAUCCAAGCUGGACAAACCAGGUCAGAUACAUGGCAAAUGAGAAAACAAACCCCACUGACAAAGAUCAGUCCCCAUGCACCACCAUCUCUCCCGAAACGGGCAAAUCCGCAUCUGCUGAAUCUCCGUCCAGAGCCAGAAUCUCCGCCCCGGAUGUCCCCCAGAGCAAUGACCGUGCUGGGCGUUGGUGUCCUCGCCAUGAGCACCUACUGCGGGUACCUGUAUGCCUCGUACCGGCGCGAGGUCCGCCAGUCCCAGGCCCUGGAGGUGCCCGUGGACGUCUCGGACCGGUACAACCACACCGCGUCGAGCUUCGACGCUGAUGUUGAAAUGUCAGAGAAGCUGAUGCGCAUGGGCGCCAAGCGGCGCGAACUGGUCCAGGGCGCGCGCGGCAACGUACUCGAGGUGAGCUGCGGGACGGGUCGGAACCUAGAGUACUAUGAUCUGGGGGGGGAGCGGAGGGGCGUGGACGAGCAGGGGCGCGCCGAACGCAAGGGGUGUCGCUCUGUGACGUUUGUUGAUCUGAGUCCGCAGAUGGUGGAAAUUACGCGGGAGAAGUUUGCGAGGCUUUAUCCGCAGUUUGGGAGGGUGGUGUUUCGCGUGCAGGAUGCGAGGGAGGUUCCUCCCCCGGAUACAGUUACAGGUACAGCUACCGCUACCGCUACGUCUAGACCGACGACGAAUGAUGCAAACGGGGAGCAGGCAGCUAGAUAUUACGAUACGAUUGUGCAAACCAUGGGGCUCUGCUCGAUGCCGGACCCUGUCGCCACGCUGCGGCAUCUGGGGACGAUCACGGAACCGCAGCGUGGUCGGAUCCUGCUGCUGGAGCAUGGCCGGUCGCAUUACGAGUGGUUGAAUCGGAUCCUGGAUAAUCUGGCGCCGGCGCAUGCGGAUCGUCAUGGAUGUUGGUGGAAUCGCGAUAUUGGACAGAUAGUUCGCGAGAGUGGGUUGGAGGUUGUUGAUGUGCAACGAUGGCAUUUUGGGACGACUUGGCGAUAUGUGCUUCGGCCUGUGUAGUACUCCGUAGUUAGAAGGGAUAUAUUGAACUAAUACAUACCUGGUGGUUGCCUGAGCAGGAUUCCUUUACGCGAAAAGAAUCAUAAUAAUGGUCAUUGUCUCCACUGACUGGAUUCUGAUUGGAUGUCCUUAUCACCUAGGUAGGUUAGGUCGGUUAGGUAAUUGAAGGGCAAGUGGGACAAACAUCGAAUUCUCAUUGGUUAGGAAGCAGCAAGGAGAGGAAUUCUUUGGUCCACGGAUACAAAGAACCAUGGAUCCUUUUAACAGCU